This is a messenger RNA of Pecten maximus, 4339 nucleotides long. RefSeq names its product DNA repair protein REV1-like. The transcript has 20 exons. Gene Ontology annotation, molecular function: damaged DNA binding; deoxycytidyl transferase activity; DNA-directed DNA polymerase activity. Gene Ontology annotation, biological process: error-prone translesion synthesis; error-free translesion synthesis. The coding region runs from base 84 to 4244 and encodes 1386 amino acids. NCBI's taxonomy places the organism in Eukaryota, Metazoa, Mollusca, Bivalvia, Pectinida, Pectinidae. The record is from RefSeq and is a predicted model, not a curated record. Gene Ontology annotation, cellular component: nucleus.
AUUGUAGAGGUUUUAUAAACAAAAUAAUUUACCCUAACCACGCUCAUAUGAUGUAAAGAAAUUCAUAAGUUGGGCAUACCUUUAUGAGUAACAUGUCCAAACGUGGGAGGCGUGAUGCGGUUUCCAGCAGUACAGGACGUGGCUUCAGUCGUAUGUCUUCGGAUAGUGUAUGGGAAACACAGGGAGGGUACAUGGCGGCCAAGAUGCAGAAGCUCCAUGAUCAGCAUAGAAAGGAUACGAAGCCUGGGGAAAAUACCAGUAACAUAUUCAAGGGAGUGGCUAUUUAUGUUAAUGGGUAUACAAAGCCGUCGUCUGAUGAGCUGAAGCGUCUGGUUUUGUCCCACGGAGGCCAAUAUGAACACUACCUUUACAAGACAAGGGUCACUCAUAUCAUCGCCACUAACCUCACUAACAGUAAGAUCAAGGACCUGAUGAAGAACGGCAAGGUUGUCAGGCCAGAGUGGAUUACAGACAGCAUUAAGGCUGGUCGUUUGUUGUCAUAUUCCCAGUAUCUGCUGUACACAGCUCAGGGAGGACGGCAGCACGGUCUAGAAACCUUCUCUACCCACACCAUCACUCAUCACAGCAGCACUAGUGUUGACACGAAUAUGUCACGUUUUGAUGAUAAUAGAGACAUUUCUGUGGGUAGGAGUGCUUCUUCUCAUAGCAGUUUAGAUUCUGCUUCAAAAGAAAUGGAGAACUCAGAAUUAUAUUUUGAUGAAUUCAAAAGGAAAAAGAAUAAUGGGAAAGAGGCAGAAAAUCUGACUGAAGAAGUCAAUGGUUAUUUGAAGGACCAAGGUUUCGACCCACAUCUGAAUAAAUUUAUUGACCACAAACCAAGGGAAGUAAUGCUCAGUAACAGUGUAGCCCAGGAGGACAACAGUUUCAGAGUGACCUCCCCUGGAGCAAGUAAUGCUGUGAAUGGUCAUGGAACAUCAAACUCCAAACAAACUGGAAUGGCCAGGGCAGGAGAACCAGCUUUUUUAAAUGAGUUCUAUUCUAAUUCUCGUCUUCAUCAUCUCUCCACAUGGAAGUCAGAAUGGCGUGCCUAUGUGAAGACACUACAAGGCCAUAGUUCAGAUUUUUCUGGGAGGAGUAAAUUGAUAGAGGUAGUCAACAGACAACACCAGGAUAUGAAAAGCAUGCUGGGAAAUGGACAUCAUUUGGGAACAAAGCUAUGUGGGAAACCAUCACGCAUCAUUAUGCAUAUAGACAUGGACUGUUUUUUUGUGUCAGUUGGUCUAAGGAAACGGCCAGAUCUGCGAGGGAAGCCAGUGGCUGUUACUCAUUCCAGAGGACAAGGAAUGAAGGCCCCCGUACCUGGGUCAAACCCCGCCCUCGAACGACAGCAAUGGGAACUCCGACGUAAUCAGGGAGGGAAAAAGGGAAGGAAGCGUGCCACACAACUCGUACAACCUGUGUUAGAUGAGGGUAUAGAGGUAGAUGAUGAAGAAGAUGAUACUGUUGAUGAUGAGAUGGUUGUUCCUGAAGCUGCUCAGGAGAAUUCAGAAUCCUUCCACUCUAUGGCAGAGAUCGCUUCCUGUAGCUAUGAAGCUCGACAGUCUGGCGUUCGUAAUGGGAUGUUUAUGGGGAAGGCCAGACAGCUGUGUCCAGGACUGCUCACUAUUCCAUAUGACUUUGAUGGCUACCAGGAAGUAUCCAAAGUUCUGUACGACACUGUCGCAAGGUAUACACACGACAUUGAGGCGGUCAGUUGUGAUGAGAUGUUAGUGGACUGUACAGACCUGUUGUCCACUACCGGGGCAGGACCACUGGACUUCGCCUCACUCCUCCGACAGGAACUUGUGGACAAGACUGGCUGUCCUGCCUCAGCUGGCAUGGGAUCCAAUAUACUAUUGGCCAAGAUGGCUACAAGGAAAGCCAAACCUAACGGUCAAUAUUAUCUCCAAUCAGACGAGGUGCUGGACUUCAUCAGUGAGCAGACUAUUCAGAAUAUUCCAGGUGUUGGUUGGUCCAUGUCCAAAAAAUUAAAAAGCAUGAACAUUGAGAAAUGUGGAGAUCUGCAAAAGGUGUCACUAGGGGUCCUCCAGAAGGAGUUUGGACCAAAAACUGGCCAAUCACUGUACAGAUACUGCAGAGGAGAGGAUGAUCGGCCAAUCAAAAUUGAGCAGGAGAGGAAAUCUGUAUCUGCAGAAAUAAACUAUGGCAUCCGCUUCAAACAUAAUGGUGAAGCAGAUAAAUUUCUGUCAGAUUUGUCUGAGGAAGUUCACACACGUCUGAGAAACAUUGACAGGAAAGGGAAGACGGUCACUCUUAAGGUCAUGGUCAGGCGAGAGGAUGCCCCUGUGGAAACGUCCAAAUUUAUGGGUCAUGGUAUCUGUAACAACCUGUCCAAAUCAGUCACAUUACCCAUGGCAACCGACGACCCAAAGAUUAUCUCUCGGGAAUGCAUCGGAAUAUUACACAAUAUGAAGGUCAAGGCGAAUGACCUUCGCGGCAUCGGCAUUCAGCUCCAGAGGUUGGAACCAAGCACUCUCGGGGGUCAAAGGUCAACUAAAGGGGCUCAAAGCAUCCUCAAUUUUACAGUAUCUAAACAAACAUCACCAAAAGAAAAUGUAUCGAAAUCCAAAACCACAUCAGCAGCCACACUUAAUCUUGGUGACCUUGACCUCCAAUCAUCUACUGAAGGUCGCACAAAUAUAAUGAGGCAGGAAGGAGAUGUAGACUUGAGUGACCUACCUGACCAAACAGAUCCUGUACAUGGUCCUGGUGAUGUGGGUAAUGACUUCCUUGGUGGAUAUUGUCAUAACAUUGUGGAUGAGUUGUCCAGGAGAAAGACAGCUAAGAGGUUUCUCCCUCCUCUGCCUUCCCUACCUGAUAUAUCCGAGUCUCCUCCGGACAAAGCUGGCGGCGGUGUUGGAAAAGACAGCACAUCUGGAAUCAACGAUUAUUUCCCUUCUCCCUCACAGAUAGACCAAAGUGUACUUAAUGAACUCCCACCAGAUAUCCGCAGACAAAUUGAGAAGGAAAUGGUUUCCAGAAGUAAAAAGGAUACACAGAGGAAUCCGGCCAAUCAGAAUACUCCAUGUAGCAGCAAAAGUAACAAGAUAAGGCCCACUGUUGAUGAAAGGCCAGGAUGCUCUCAUUGGUCACAUGAUACCGAUUCAGCCAAUCAAAAUGGUGGUUUGAAUAGUUCUUUACAAGUUGCAGAUACCAUGCCAUCACCAUCACAGAUUGACCCCAGUGUUUUGAGGGAGCUACCCCCAGACAUCCGGAGACAAGUGGAGAAUGACAUGGCCAUCAGAAAAGGACAGAGCAGUCAUUCAGCCUUGGGAGUGGAACCUUCAGUCAGCGGUAAAAAACAUUCAAGCGGUGAAAAUAAUUCGUCCUCCCAUGAUAAAGAGUCUGUAGCAAACCUACGUACAUGUACUUAUAGGUCAGGACAAACACCAAACAGUGACAACACCAGCGAUACAGCUAUUGUACCUCUGCCUUCUUUAUCACAGUUAGAUGAGAGUUGUCUGAAUGCUCUACCCAAAGAGUUACAGAAUGAGAUACGAGAAGCGUAUGUAAGACAGGAAAGUGAAGAAAUCACUAGAUCCCAUAGUGCACCAACCCUUAGUCUUCAACAGGCCUCCUCUCCGUCCAAACGAUCACCAAGAAAGACCCACUCUCCUGGCAAGUCACACUCACCAGGGGCAAAUAAAAGGAGUCCCAAUUUCAAAGUUCCACGGGCUAAACCAAAAAGGGGUAGACCAAAAAAACUUGAAUUUCAAAGUCGACGUCAGCCAAAAAUUACAUCAACAGUUGGCAAAAAACAGGCAGAAUCCAGAUUGAAGACACUGAAUGACGACUUACCUACACUUGAUACAGUGGAUCAAUCUGCCCAAAAGGUCAGCCACAGCAUCCACAGCGAUGAUACAACCGGUGAACCUGAUGACAUCAUAUCCGACAGGACUGAAUCAUCCAAUCAGGAGACUGUCAACUUGUGUGGUGCAGUGACCAUCGCAGAGGUACGCACCCUGCUGAGAGAGUGGCUGACAUCUUCUCCAGCACCAGAGCAGGAAGAUGAGGAGGUAAUGCUCACCUACUUACAGGACCUGGUUCUCGACAAGAAUCUGGAACAAGUCGACCUGGUCAUUCGGUUCCUUAGUAGACAUAUUGAGCGCCUGAAGAAUGAACUAUGGGAAACGGCAUUUGAACGCAUUGUUCAGCAUAUACAAUGUGUUGUACAGGCAACUUAUGGCAGCACGUUAAAACUACCAAAUGCAAGGUGUCCAUGAUGAGUUAAGACUGCAUGUUUACAAAGGCUACUGCAAACUGUACAACAGAUUUUUUUUUGAUAUACAAUGUAUUUAUAAUAAAUUAUUUGUAUUUA